Messenger RNA from Closterium sp. Yama58-4, 3021 nucleotides. Lineage: Eukaryota; Viridiplantae; Streptophyta; Zygnematophyceae; Desmidiales; Closteriaceae. The record is from the annotation of a GenBank genome assembly.
AUGCAGGGUCACAGGCAAUUGCAGCGGGUGCUGUCGGUGCAUUUCUCCUCGCACCCCCUCGGGCUGAGGCUGCUUGCACUGCCCCGCCCCGCGAUGCUCUAUUUCGUGUACAACAGGGAGGGCGUGGGGGUGGUGGUGGCUCACUGCCUAAGGGAAGGGGAGUUUGUCGCCCAGGGGAGCCCAACCCCUCCCCUCGCCCUUGGGGCUGAGCCUGCUGGCUCUGCCCCGCCCGGCCCUGCACUUUUUCCUGUUCAACAGCGAGGGGCUGGGGGUGGUGGUGGCGCACUGCUUGAGGGAAGGAGAGUUCGUUGCUCAGGUGAGGAGAUUGCCUGGCUUGAACACAGAGGACCCCCCCCCCCACUCGGGUUGAGGCUGCUGGCGCUGCCCCGCCCCGCCAUGCUCUAUUUCGUGUACAACACUGAAGGGGUCGGGGUGGUGGUGGCGCACGAUUUGAGAGCGGGAGAGUUCGUUGCUCAGAUUCCUCUCUACUCGGACGGUCGAAAACUGCCAACAAAUAAGGACUGUGAGCGCAUGGUGCGGGCACUCAUAGGAGAUUCAGCCAUCCCCAUAACCAUCCGCUCUGCCAAGCCCUGGAUCAUGGCCGCUCAAGUCGCCUCUCACUACCUCGCAGCACCGCCAUCGACCGUUUCCCACCACCCGGCACCAGCUCCCACUGCUUCUUCUCCCCAAUCCGCCUCACAUAACCUCUCCACACCGCUACCAACUGCUUCACACCACCCGGCACCACCAGCACUGGGCAGCGAGGGGCGUGUUUCUGGGAAGGGAUAUGACUCAUUUGAGCCGCAUGUCAUUCUAGUGGGGGAUGCGGCUCAUCGCUUCCCCCCGGCUGGCGGCUUCGGCAUGAACACGGGCAUUCAAGACGCCCACAACCUCGCAUGGAAGCUCGCUUCUUUGCUCCAAGGCACCGCCUCCCCCGCCCUGCUCUCCACAUACGAGGCAGAGAGGCGCCCAGUGGCCGUGAGCAACACACACUUGAGCGUCAACAACUUCGAGUCUGCUCUCUCUGUCCCUCGUGCGCUGGGCCUGGAACCCAACGCUGCCAGCCUUUUUUCAGCUGCCCUUUCCUCCUCAACAGCCAAUCAGUUCCUGCCACGUCAGCUCCAGGCGACCCUCAUAGAGGCUGGGCUAGCAGCAGGGCGACAGCUGCUGCUCUCUGAUUGGCUGCUGAACCGGGCCAAUCCUGUGGGAAGGGAGCGGUUAGCAGCGGUGCAGAGGAGUUUGGAAGAGGGGAAGAGCCUGCAGCUGCUGUUCCCACAGCACGACCUGGGAUUCAGGUACAAGAAGGGCGCUCUAUCCCUUUCCCCGUCUGAUAUUCGUGAAGCAGCGGAGUAUGACUCGCAAGCACACACAGCCAGCUCCACCUCCUUCUCGCCCUCCACCCUCCCCGGCGCCCGCCUGCCACACCGCACUCUCACCAUGCUGCUGCCCUCUUCUGCUGCGACAAUGGACAAACAGUCCCAAGAGCCGCAGAGUGCAAGCACCACGCGUGGGUCCAAGGGCACCCCAUCACUGCUCAAAUUCGAGAUUGGCUCUCUUAUCUCCUCCAUCUACCUCUCUCCUCUCGGUUCCAUCACCCCCACUCUCCUCCUCCCUCUCGGCCCCCACACUCCCCUCUGGCUCGCCUCCUCUCUCCGUGCACACUCCCUCACUCGCCUCCCCCUCCGUCUCGCCCUCCUCGCCCCCCACUCCUCCUCCUUCUCCCCUCUCCCCUCCCUCCUCGCUCCUCUCAGCCUCUGCAUAGAACCUGCUGGCACAGAAGGCGGUGGUGGUAACCGUGUGACAGAAAUGGGAGUCAGUGCAAGUGUUGUCUACGACCUUAUCCUUUUGAGGCACCUCAAAAGCAACUCGGAGUGCACUUCGACCUUUCCUUUCUCCGCGGCUUUCGGAAUGCGGUUCCUCCUCGUCCUUGUCGUUUUCCUCGCGGGUUGCGCUGUCCCGUCAAGAGGACUACAAGAUUCGUUAGGCAUCGAGUUCUGGGGCACCCCCGAGUUGCUUCAAGAGCGGGAAGCCAGAUUAGCCACCGAACGCACCAGAGGGAGCAGCAGCAGCAGCAGCAGCAGCAGCAUCAUCAGCAGCAGCAACGGCAGUGGUGGCAGCAGCAGCAGCAAAGAAGUUGGGGGGAUCCGGGGCGUGGCAGGGAGCGAUCGUUUCAGCCCUGCUGGGGGCAGCAGUUCACUGAACUCUGCCGAGCCUAGUGACGUUCGGAGGGCGGGAGGUUCGGAGUGGGUGUUUAAUGAAAGCCGGGUUGUCAAGGUGUCAUCUACACCCAGGGUGUAUGUGUACAAGCAGCUUCUCUCGCCAGAUGAUUGUGCGUUUCUAGUGGCAAUGGCGAAACCAAAGAUCGCUCGCCAGAGGCGGUUCAAUGCCACGUACCUGCGCAAGUACCAGAACCCUCGCCUUCGAGCCAUCGAGGACCGGAUCGCGUCCUUCCUUUUCCUUCCCAGAGGCCCGCAGGAUCGGACGCAGGUUCGGUUCAAUGAGGGUCAAGCAUACGAUGUACAUCUGGAGUUUUAUCGGGAUAACGUCGACACACAGAGGUCCGGCCACCGGGUGGCGACGCUUGUCCUUUUCCUCUCGGACGUACAAAAGGGCGGCGAAGUGAACUUCCCGCAGGGCAAGUCGGAGCACUCACAUUGGCCCUGGGACUCGUCCCUCUCACCUUGUGCCCGCCAAGGGGUUUCAGUCCCACCAGUCAAAGGAGACGCCCUGCUCUUCUUCCAAGUAACGGCAUCUGGUUACCACGACUCUUCUUCUGCCCGCCGUAACUGCCCGGUUCUCGAGGGCCCACCCAAAUGGACGGCGGAAAAAUCCAUCGCCAUCCAGAAGUACACUGCACGGAGGGAUAUGAUUGGUUGCGUGGAUGAGCAUCCAUUCUGCGAGAUCUGGGCGGCGCGGGGGGAGUGCAAAGGGUAUAAGGAUUAUAUGAUUGGGAAUGAUGAGUCGUUUGGGUACUGUCGAAAGUCGUGCAAAGCUUGUACUUCACCAGUUAGUCGAUUCUGA